Messenger RNA from [Candida] anglica, 1510 nucleotides. The record is from the annotation of a GenBank genome assembly. NCBI's taxonomy places the organism in Eukaryota, Fungi, Ascomycota, Pichiomycetes, Serinales, Debaryomycetaceae.
AAACUAUCAUUUAGUGUUGGGGUUCUACCAUGAUUUCCAGAUCCAGAUGUUUCUUCUCGAGAAACUCAUCGGUGCUUAGUGCCCUCCGAUUGAACAAGAUUUCUCAGAAAUGUAUGACACCUGUGAGAUCAUCACAAUUCAAUUAUAAAUCAUUUUUUUCCAGUCGUAGUUAUUCCAACAUUGGAGGUGGUGUUCGUUCUGAAUCCUCGGUGGCAACUUUGGCAACUAAGGCUGCCCCCAUCGCUAAUGCGGGUAAAAGUUCACCCACCAUAUCCUCGAACGCUGUUGGUUGGUGGCUUAUUGGAACCUCGGGAUUGGUGUUUGGUAUCGUUGUACUUGGUGGGCUUACUCGUCUUACUGAAUCUGGAUUAUCUAUCACCGAAUGGAAACCAGUCACUGGAACUAUCCCUCCACUUAACCAAGCCGAAUGGGAGCUUGAAUUCGCCAAGUAUAAGGAUUCUCCUGAGUUCAAACAACUCAACUCUCAUAUUACUCUUGAUGAAUUUAAAUUCAUCUUUAGCAUGGAAUGGGGUCAUCGUUUAGUUGGAAGAACCAUUGGUGUAUUGUUUGUGUUGCCUGCCCUUUACUUCUGGACCCUGCGUAAACUUAGUACGCAUGUCAAAUGGAAAGUGGUUGGCUUGACUGGUCUUCUUGGGCUUCAAGGUGCCAUUGGUUGGUGGAUGGUCAAAUCCGGGUUAGAUGAAGAACAAUUGGCAGAACGUAAGUCCAAACCUACUGUGUCGCAAUAUAGAUUGACCACCCAUUUGGGGGCUGCCUUCUUGAUGUACUUGGGUGUAUUAUGGACCGGGUUUGAGAUUUUGAACGAAAAUAAAUGGAAGAAAGCUCCAGAACAAGCUCAAAAGCUCUUUGCUCAAUUAAACAACCCUGCAUUGAAUAGACUUCGAGGUAUUGCUACUGCCUUGCUUGGAUUAACCUUUUUAACUGCCAUGUCCGGAGGAAUGGUUGCCGGGUUGGAUGCUGGGUUGAUUUAUAAUACUUUCCCUCAUAUGGGUGAUGAUUGGAUCCCAUCCACAGGGGAAUUGAUGUCUCCUGUGUUUGCUCGUCUUUCAGACGAGCUGGACAAAUGGUGGAGAAAUCUUUUAGAAAACCCAACUACAGUGCAAUUAGUCCAUAGAGUAUUGGCCACUUCCACUUUUUUCUCAGUCUUGGGACUUCACAUGUAUGCCGUUAGACAUAAGGCCAUUAUCCCCAAGACUGCCCAAAGUAUGGUUCACACCAUGAUGGGCUUUGUUUCGUUGCAAGUUGCCCUUGGUAUUACCACCUUAAUCUACCUCGUACCAAUCCCAUUGGCUGCUGCCCAUCAAGCUGGUGCACUUGCCCUUUUAACCACAGUCUUGGCCUUUUGUUCUCGUUUGAAAAAACCAAGACAAGCUACCUUGCAACUUAUCCGGACCAUGGCUAAGAAGUAGAAGAGUAAAGCAAUAUAAAUAAUUAAUACGGGCUGGGGGAGAGAUCAUUCCUGCCAGAUCGUGAAUAAACUUGUAAAUAG